GAACCAACAUUUGAACAAAUCUAAAUCAGCGUUACUUGCAACUUUGAUAAAUUUUGACAUUGUCAGUGCUCCUCAAUCUUUAUAAAAGUCUGGGUAGAUGUGAGGCGGGCAUCUAUCCUGCUGACAACGCCAUACGACGCUGAACACACGGAAACUCAACUGCCACCUUAUCGUCUGCUUGAAAACCACAGCGAACCUGCCGUCAACACAUCGCCGCUGCAAUUUCCGAAGUAAACCCGCUGUCAUGUCUGACUCUGUUGUCAUCAAGGCCUCCCUGGAGCGAGAGGGUUCUAGCCAGCCAGAGAUUCGUCGUUUCGGCGUUCCGUCUGAUGCUUCUGCCAGCUUCACCUACCUGUUCAAGAAAAUAUCGGAAGUCUUUCCCGGACUUGUCAGAGGAAACUUUUACCUCUACUGGAAAGAUAGUGAUGGUGACCUAGUAUCAUUUUCGUCUGAUGAGGAACUUCUAGAGGCUCUGGGAUUUGUUACAGAUUCUGUCUUCCGAAUUCACAUUAAAAAGCAUGCCCCUCAGAGCCAAAGCCCGAAGUGUGGCAGUGGGGAGCUGCACCCUCACGUGAUCUGUGACGGCUGUGAAGGAGCUGUGUAUGGUGUGAGGUACAAGUGUCUGGUGUGCCCGGACUACGACUUGUGCAGCCAGUGCGAGGCACAGAACACUCACCCACAACAUGACAUGUGGAAGAUUGUCUCUCCAAAGUCUGCCACGUGUGGUUCUGGUGCCAGAAUGCCCUUCAUGGUGCCACUCCACUGCCAUCAGUUGAUGAACCACUUCAUGAGCCAGUUCCAAAACCAACAUCCUGGAUGUGGCGCCAACAAAGAAGAGGCUCCCUCUGGUGGUGAUGAACAAAACAAGACUGAUACUGACAAGAAAGGGGAGACUACUCCAGAGGAGGCUUAUCUGAAAAAUAUUGGACAAUCUGUUGCUGCUUUCCUUACUCCUUUCGGGAUUGAUGUAGACGUUGAUGUUGAGCACAAUGGGCGUCGCCAGGGUGUGAAUCCCCAAGCAGGUCAACAGUUCUUCAGAAAUCUCGCCCAGAUGUUCGGUCAGUGCCCCGGGCAACCAGGUAACCAAUCAACGGAAGGAGCCUAUAAGAAGGACUCUGACAAAGAAUCAGCUGAUGAGGCCACCAAGACAGACUCCCAGGAGAAGCCACACACAUCAGGUGAUGGCUGGACCCUGCUCUCCGACUCUGCAAGUGCCUCCCCCCGGGACUCGGCAGACCCUUCCCCCCAGGCAAGUCAUCCAGAUGCACGUAUUGCCGAUGCUCUCCAGCAGAUGUUGUUGAUGGGAUUCUCUGAUGACGGAGGCUGGCUCUCCCGUCUCCUCGAGGCCAAGAAUGGAGACAUCAGCCAGGUGCUGGAUGCCAUCAAACCAAACAGAGACGUCAAUCAUAACUACAGACACAACCAAGCCACGAACAAUCAAGUGAUGGCUCUCACGAUCAAAGCGUACUUGGCGAAAGAAGCGGGGUCCCAACCGGAGAUAAGACGGUUCGGAGUCCCCCCGGAUGUAACCUCCUUUAAUUUAGUACGGCAAAGAGUAAAGGAAGCAUUCCCUUCCCUGCACAAUAAGGACUUCUCUUUACAAUGGACAGACAGAGAUGGCGACCUUGUGACCUUCUCAACUGAUGGAGAGCUGCAAGAAGCCGUCAGCACCAUUACAGAUGGUGUCCUCCGCGUCCACAUAAAUGUACCCCGUGAUCGACGUCACACACCCGGCCAGAUCCACCCCAACGUUAUCUGCAACGCCUGUCUGGGGACGGUGUCCGGUGCGCGCUACAAAUGUUGCGACUGCACCAGCUACGACCUGUGCUCCCGCUGCGAGGCGGAUGGCGUUCACAGCCACCAUGACAUGUGGAAGAUUGUGGCUCCGAGGGACCAACUCAAACCUGGGGCACUUGUUCCACCUCAUAUUCGACGAUGGAUGCAGCGUUUCAUGAGACGCUGGCAGAGUCGACACCCAAAUAAUGGUGUUUCUUCGGCUGCUGAAGGUGAAGUAAAGGAGGGGGAGAUAACUGAGGAAGAACUUCUGGCCAACAUGAAUGAGGAAAUGGCAGCAGUUUUUGAAACCUCCAGUGGUGCAGUUCAUUUGAAGGUUACAAAGAAAGGUGAAGAAGACAUGAACCUAACAGUUGAUGGUCCUGAGGAAACUGAUGGAGCAAGAAAUGGAGUAUCUUCUUCUUCUGUCUCCUUCUCCACCUCCUCCUCCUCAAGCCACCAGGGCCCUGGAGCUGUACAAAAACCAGAGGAAAUGACACAGGUAAAGGAGGAGGAAACGACCAGCCCCACUACCAGUGAGGACUGGACACUUCUGACAACUGCCCACACCAGGACAGAUGUGGUUGAUGGCCAGCCUGGGCCUGGCUACCCUCAUGCAUCAGCUGGAACCCAGCCUGGCUACCCUCCAGGAUUUGGUCUCCACCCAUUCCAUGGUCACAGCCAGCCAGGCUACACCCACCCAGGACAUCUGCCACCACCCUUCAUGCAUCAUCAGCCUCAUCCCAACUUCCCAGGACAUCCCCCUCCACCACCCUUCCCCGGACACCCUCCACACCACGACUUCCCCGGACACCCUCCCCACCACGACUUCCCCGGACACCCUCCCCAUCACGACUUCCCAGGACACCCUCCACACCACCACUUCCCAGGACACCCCCCACAUCCCCAUGUUCCAGGACACCCCCCACCCCACCACUUCCAAGGAUAUCCCUACCCCCACGUCCCUGGAUCUGAAGGUCAGUCUGAGACCGCUGCUGAACCAAACCCUUCUGAAACCAGACCCGUGCCCCUUAACACCAACUCCUCAACCGACACGAACUGUUCUGCUGGGCAGGAUGUGGAGGAGACCCCCAUCCCAUCAGAUCCCCGUAUCCGAGAGGCCUUCCAACAGAUGCUGGCUAUGGGCUUCAAGAAUGAAGGUGGCUGGCUGACGCAGCUCAUAGAGUCCAAGAAUGGAGAUAUUGGGCAGGUUCUUGACACCAUCAAGCCUGAACAACGCAACACUGUUUCAGCACCACCAGACUGCAGACUGGCUUGAAUCAGAACACGCCAACAUGCAUUUCUUAAUCCCAACACUUAGAUCCUGUCAGGAUAGCAUAUUAACACUGGGCAGCAUGCACACUAUGAUUAAGGCUGAAACAUAUGGUAGCACUGGGUAAAUAGUUUAGAGGAUUUGGAUUCAUUCCAGAUUAUGUGGGUUGCAUGUUAGUAUCAUGUAAAGGUUUAUACCCAUUUUACUAUUACAUUGAAGAAUGCUUGAUACUGAUUAGUUCAAAUUGGGUAACAAAUUCCAUUUUCACUCAAACACCAUGCAUGAUUACAUUGAUGGCACAAAGCACUUGGGGCCAAAUAAAUAAUAAAUCUAGCUUGUGCACUUGUAUUUAUCAUGAUCAUUACUUACAUGUUUUCAAAACCAUGUAUAUAAUUAUGACUGAUCAUGCUUUUGUCCUGUGUGAAAAAAGUCAGUUACCGAACAUGUAAUGUAUACAAAUGCUUUUGUCUGAUAAAACAAAUAUGAUCCUGAAAAUACUUCCUGGAUCCUAGUAUCUGUGAAUAAUUUUUUGGUAGUCUCCUUUAUUAGAACAAUUUUGUUCUUUUCGUAAACCAUCUUGUCUAGUCUAAUCAAUACCACAUGGUGAUAUUUACAAAGAGGGAUGGGAUGAAUUUAGCGAUGUACAUGUAUGUAAUAGUUCUAUAUUUUUACAGAUAUACCAGGAAACUGAGCAUACCCUGAUAUUUAUUAUUUACUGUGAUAGUUGUUUGUAUGUUGUUAAGGAAAUCUAUGUGUUCUCUACUUACAUGUGAUAUAUAUUGAUGUGCUUAAUUAUGAAGAUGAUCUCUUGCCUGUGUAUAAAAAGGAAUUAAGAUUCAAAAGGACCAAAUAAACUUAAUGAUCAACACCAA
This is a messenger RNA of Haliotis rufescens (red abalone), 3918 nucleotides long. RefSeq lists its product as uncharacterized. Gene Ontology annotation, cellular component: amphisome; aggresome. Bases 245 to 3052 code for a protein of 935 amino acids. Gene Ontology annotation, molecular function: protein kinase C binding; K63-linked polyubiquitin modification-dependent protein binding; zinc ion binding. Gene Ontology annotation, biological process: endosome organization; aggrephagy; mitophagy. Lineage: Eukaryota; Metazoa; Mollusca; Gastropoda; Lepetellida; Haliotidae. The record is from RefSeq and is a predicted model, not a curated record. The transcript is spliced from 11 exons.